Molecule: messenger RNA, 1017 nt
Organism: Camellia sinensis
Lineage: Eukaryota; Viridiplantae; Streptophyta; Magnoliopsida; Ericales; Theaceae
Source: RefSeq, a predicted model, not a curated record
AUAGAUACUCGUAACUCCUACAUACUAACCAUUUAAAUUUGGAGUUGGUGUUUUUUAAUGUUGUGUUGCGUCUCCCCUUCUCUCUCUGUGUUUGUUUUUGGCUGUUGGAUCGCCGCCAUUGAAGAUCACCCACCCUUCGCACACGCACCCCUCCCGCUUCUCUUUGCUCCCUUCAAACCCAUUGUUCUUCAAUUCAACAGAGUUAUGAAGACAGAGUCUCCUCAAGUUGGUCUCUCUUCCUCUUUUUUGGUUUUACGAGCUUUGAGAAGGCUGAAAGGAACUUCAAAUAACAAAAAAGAAAAGAUGCCUGCAGAAACAAAGCAACUCUUUGACCAGCUGACUGAAGAUGCCAUGAAGCUGAUGGAGAACGGUGAUUACAAUGUAUAUGAUGAAAAACAGGAGGUGUUUCAGCCUGAGGCAGGUUAGUAUAUUGGGCUCUUCUCCAACUUUUUUUUUGCUUUUCUCUUAUCCCCACACCCCAAUUCGCUUCUUUCCUCCCUCAGGUAAAUUCCCCUAUGUGUGUGUGUAUAUAUCUAUGCAUGCAUUUUCUUUUGCAUCCGUGUUGUUAGAAUGAAGAUAAACGUUGCCCGUUCUGAAAAAUCUAGGUGGUUAUUUAUGGGACUCAACAUUUUUGAAUUCUCCGUUGCAUGUGAGGCAUGUGUGCAUUUAGAAUUGAAUCCAACUAAAGGCAUGUGUGCUUUUUCAUUGGAUUUAUUUGAAUUCAACUAAAGUCAGUCAAUUGAAUCCAACUAAAGCUUGUUUUGAGAAUGUAAGUCAGUAGUAGAAUAUGUGAUUCCAGAAUGCACGUGAGUUCUAGCUAGCUCGCACAAUUUUAUUAGAUCACACGAGCACAGUGGAACUACUUCAGUGUGUUUUUGGUUGCCUUCCCUUUUGAUAGAAUUUAUUACUAUGGGCAUGCUAAUAUGCUAAACAUGUGUGCAUUGGCCUGGGAAAUAUCCAGUGCCCCUAGAUUCCCUAGAUCUUAUCUCUUUUACAUUUCACCCCGGAGAUGAUGCU